Messenger RNA from Mytilus californianus (California mussel), 4978 nucleotides. RefSeq names its product extracellular tyrosine-protein kinase PKDCC-like. Gene Ontology annotation, molecular function: ATP binding; non-membrane spanning protein tyrosine kinase activity. The transcript is spliced from 2 exons. The coding region runs from base 772 to 1827 and encodes 351 amino acids. Gene Ontology annotation, biological process: protein phosphorylation. Lineage: Eukaryota; Metazoa; Mollusca; Bivalvia; Mytilida; Mytilidae. The record is from RefSeq and is a predicted model, not a curated record.
UAAGAAAAGUAAAGAAAGAUUUAAACUACUAUAUUUUUUAUAAACUAUUGACAUUUAAUCAACUACGAUAGACAGGUCAGCAUAUUUACAUAAUGAUAAGAAGGUGACACUCACGUGAUUUCUUCAAAUCAAAGAAAUAAAGCAUAUGUGUUAACAAUCGGACAGAAGGAACAUAAGAAUCAUAUUUGAUUUAUCAAAAUGAGGUUCAUAUCUAAUUAACAACGUAUGCAGCAUUUAGACUGGAUUGAAACAAUGAGAAUGUAAGAUGCUCUAUAAUAUGUACGAAAACGUGUCGGAAGUGACUAAUUCUUAAACGCCGAUGCCAAACGAAGAGAAAAUGACCAAGACAAUGUUAGAUGAUUAUGUAAUCACCGAUGUCAAAUUAGCAAGACAAUAAACACCGAUGUCAAAGUAAAGAAAACCACCAAGACAACACUAGAUAUAUGUGUCAUAUAAGAUGUAUUUACAAAUGGAAAAAGCAUUGGGCAUCAUUCAAAUCGACGAUAUUAAAAACAACUGAGAGAUUUUUACCAAAGGCAGAAAACCGACGUCAUUUUUAGUGUAACAUUUCAACAACAAUGAAUAAGGAAGAAAGGAUCAUUUGAUGUCAAGUUUCCAUAUCAACAAUCAACAAUAAAUAAGGAAGAAGGUUCAUUAAAUGAAAUGAUUAGGGUCAAGUUUCUAUAGCAACAACUAUGAAGGAAAUUUAGGUCUAGUUUCUAUUGCAACAAUAAAAAGGAGAUCAAGUUUCUUAGCAAACAAUUUUAUUAGAUGAAAGAAACCGAAACAAUACAGCGGAAAAUGUUUCGUAGAAUAAACAAAAACAUGAUAAUUAUAAUACUGCUUCAGCUUGUGCUUAUAUAUAUGGUACUGUAUUACAAUGUUUCAAAUACUGAACAAACGUACCAACGACAAAGUAUAAAUGAAGACGAUAAAAAGUCCGCGAGAAGUCUUACAAAAUAUAUAUUUAAUUGUACAAAUAUAAACAACAUCAGAUUGUUCAAGUAUGAUAUUGGUGGAGGGAUGUCGAAAAGCAUCGAUAUUGGUACAUUUGAAGGAGAAACGGUUGUGGUGAAAAGACUUUCACCACGUAAAAACCCUAAAGAAAGGGAUGCACAGUUCAGAGAAGUGCUGUUCAUGAAAGACAUACUAAUGCGAGACCAGCUAGACCAUUCAUCAAUUAUAAAAAUGUUAGGCUUUUGUGUGAAUCAUUUAAAGCACGAUCUUAAUAUCUACCAAGGUUAUCUACCUUUUGGGGACAUUUCUGCUGUGUAUGAAUUUGGCCAAGAGUUCAAAAUUGCCAAAGUCAAAUUUAAAAUAGAGGAAAGACUGAAUCAUGCGGUAGACUUAGCUGAUCUGAUAUUUUAUUUGCAUCAUUCUCCGCUUGGGUCUUUAAAACUUGUUGAUUUUUUGCCAUAUGACCAUUUCCUAAUGGUCAAGGGUAAGAUCAAGUUGAUUGAUCUAGAUUACAUAAGUAAUGUGGAGCCGUCGUGUGAGUUCUCGACUGGAUGUGCUUAUUAUAAUAUCACAUGUCAACCAUUAAAUAAUUACGAAAUUCAAUAUACCAAUUGUAAAUCUAUAAGUAAUUGCACAAUUGGUGUGUGCAGAGGAACAAAUCUAAAACAUAAUUUGGCUAGAUUCACUGAAUCAUUCUUCGUACAUCUCUUAAAACCGGAAUUAUAUCCUUUACACAUGCAAAACAAACUACUACAAUUACUGCAACGUCUUGACAAACAUAAUAUACACAUUGAUGAUAUGUUAGAUGAGUUGAGAGAUAUCAAGCAAGCAUACCCGACAUUAAAAGAGCAUUUGAAAACGUCAUUUUAGAUGUACAACUUACUAUAUAUAGUGUGGACAGUCAAGCAUAAAAUUAUACAAGUUUUUGAUCACCUCUAUAGAGACCAACUAUUAGAUACAUGAUUGUAUGUAGUGUGGCGAAUCGUUUGUAGUGUCGAUUUAUUUCACUAUGAUCUCAAAAUUUUCACUGACUCUGUAUUGUGGACGUUAUUUGUACAAUGUGGUGUCGAUUUAUUUCAUGAUUGAUGGUAACACUAAUGGGCAUGAUUGUCUGUUAUGUAGACAAUUAUUUGUGCAAUGAAGUGUCGAUCUAUUUCUCCAAUGAUUAUACUAAUCAAUAUGAUUGUCGGAAGUGUUGAAAAUUAUUUGUAUUAUGGAUUUAUUACACCUUUGAUGACACUAAUGAAAUAAAAGACUGUAGUGUUGAAAAUUAUUUGAAGUGUCAAUUUAUUUCACCUAUGGUUACACUAAUGUUCAUGACUGUCUGUAGCGUAGACAAUUAUUUGUAGUGUCGACUAUUUCCCCGACGAAUACAAUAAUGCGUAUGCCUAUCUUAAGUGCGAACAAAUUUUUGUUCAAAGUAGUUUCGGUUCGUAUGGCUGUCUAUUUUUAGCAUUACUUUACCUUUGAUUACACUACAGUGUUUGAACUUCUAUAGUGUGGACACUUAAUUAUUUUGUAAUGUCCAAUUGUUUAAUUACUUGAUGUCUUUUGGUUUUUGUGGACAACUAUUUAUACAAGAUAGUAUCAAUUUGUUUCACCUAAGAUUGCACUAAUGUGUAAGACUGUCUGUAGUUUGGUCAAUUAUCUAAAGUGUCAAUUUAUUUUAUAUAUGAUCACACAUAUUUUUAUGACUGGAUGUAGUUUGAACAACUAUGGAUAGUGUCGAUUUACUUCACCUAUGAUUACACUAAAAAUGACUAAUGUGUAAGACUGUAGAUUCGACAAUUAUUUGCAGUGUUGAUUCAUUACACCUAUGAUAAUACUAUUAUGUAUGACUGUCUGGAGUGUGGAGAAUAAUUUGCAGUGUUCAUUUACUUCAACUACGAUAUCAUUAAUAUGACUCACAAUUAUUUGUAGCGUCGAUUUACUUCAUCUAUGAUUACACUAAUUUUGUAUGAUUAUCUUAAGUGUGGAUAAUUAUUUGAUGUGUCAAUUUACUUCAACUAUAAUAGCACUAAUAUGCAUGACUGACUGUAGUAUGGAAUUGUUUUGUAGUGUCGAUUUACGUGUAAGAUUGUAGUGGGACAAUUAUUUGUAGCGUCGAUUUAUUACACCUAUCAUGAUAUGUAUGACCGUCUGUAGUUUUUGACAAUCGUUUGUUGUGUCGAUUGUUUCACUUAUGAAUACAUAAAUGUGUAUGACUACCUGUAUUGUAGAUAACUAUUAGUGGUGUCAUAUUAUUUUCUCUAUGGUAAUCACUGAGGUAACAAAUAUUGCUCGAGGGACAACACACUUAUUAUUAUCCUCAUAACAACAUGGCACCAUAUAGUGUGUGCAUUUUACAACUUGUAACGUUGUACCAAAUUACAUCUAUGGUUGUACUAUUAUCAAGAUCAUGAAACGGACUUUAAACUCAAAAGUUACUCUGACAAGGUCAUAAAUUGCUUUAAAAAAUAUUUGCAUUCGAUAUCAACAACUUAUAUGCAAAUAUGAUAUUUUUUAUCAGAUGGUAUUUCUCACCCUUCCUUAUAUAUAAUACAGCGUGUACAGAAUAAAGGGAAUGUGAAACCCACUAUAACACAAUUUGACAUAAGCUGUUACAAUAUAUACGACUUUAUACUUACUUAAUCGAUUUAAUUCAAAACAACCUCCAUUAGGUUAAUUUUGAAGAUAACAUUAUUUCAAGGGUAUAUUUUACAGUGGUUAUUUAAGUACAUCAUUUAUGAACUUAACAAAAUGACAUUGGGUGUUCUUUUUGAUAUAGCAGAUGUCGCUAUAUGUUUUCGAUAGAAAUGUUUGCUUUUUUGUUUGAUAAGAUAUUUACUUUAAAAAUAAUCAUACUUAAGAAGCAGCUGUCACAAGGAUGAUUGAAGGUAUUUAGCAGAACAGAAAGUACGCCUAUUCUGCAGCAUUGCUAUAGUUUUAAUAAAAAAAAAAAGAAGUCGAUAUCUGACGUUUUUGGCUGUCGUGGAUAAAAACAAAACACGCCUUUUAUGCAUUUUAUGCAGCAUGAAGUUGCUAUAAUUAUAGUAAAAAAGAAGUCGAUAUCUGAAUACACAGAUAUAUAAAUUCAUUGUUUGCCAAUUUAGAAUUUUGGUAAUGGCACGACUUAAAAAAUAUAUAUUUUAUCAAGGACUUUAAUAGUACAACUAAACACUUGUUAUGAGUUACAAUUUAUGACUAAAAUCAGCAAAGACCCAUCGAAACAACAUCUGAUUCGAAAAUUUAAUAACACUUUUAGAUAUUUAAAUGAUAUAUUGGCUCUCAAUUAUGACGACUUCAGUAUGUACACUAAAGAGAUUUAUCCUGCCGAACUGACUUUAAAUAAAGCUAAUACUAACAAUGAACACUGCCCUUUCCUGGAUCUUGAUAUCUAUAUUUUUAACGGGAAGCUUAAUACGAAAAUUUAUGAUAAAAAAGAUGAUUUUUCAUUUCCUAUUGUUAAUUAUCCAAGAAACAAAAUAUGAAGAUAUGAUAGUACAAUAAAUGCAUCCAGAUUAUAAAGCAAACUGAGUGCUUAAAUUUAUAUUGCGAUUGGUUUGUGCAAUGUGCAUUAGACAUCCGAAUUGUAGAAUCUUGGAUUUGCAAAAGGGUUAUGAAAAAAUGAUGUACACUCCUAAGUUAUAAAUAAAAUAGUCGAGCCUUAAAAUGUAUAUUCAAAUAGUAGCUGUAUAUAUACACUCUUCUAUUCACAACUAUCCAACAUUGCUUUCAACUGACGUAUGCAAGAAUCUACACACGAUUACAUAUGUUUAAUAAAGGUGUUUUAACAUCAUCAUUAUCUUUUUCUAUUCAAAGUCAAUUAUUUAAAUUCAAAAGCAAACAAAAAUUAAGCAACACAUUUUUGGUGACCAGUCAGCGGUCUUAGGUUCACGUGUUGCUUUUCUUUUUUUAAAUAAACACUAUACUGAAAAAAUAUGUAUGUAAACAUUUUAUACACGCAAAUGUAUCGUACACUACAGGUGUAUAUAUUAUAUGUUAAGUCAUCAAUAUAAAAUAUGAUUCCCUCCCGAAGAUA